This is a messenger RNA of Vanrija pseudolonga, 3563 nucleotides long. RefSeq lists its product as uncharacterized. The transcript has 9 exons. Gene Ontology annotation, cellular component: plasma membrane. Gene Ontology annotation, molecular function: calcium-activated cation channel activity. NCBI's taxonomy places the organism in Eukaryota, Fungi, Basidiomycota, Tremellomycetes, Trichosporonales, Trichosporonaceae. The record is from RefSeq and is a predicted model, not a curated record. Bases 292 to 3381 code for a protein of 1029 amino acids.
UUGCAUCGUCUCCAGUCUCUUGCAUUGCACGCCGCCAGCAUAACAGCAAAGUCCAUCGAGCUCCGCACACGCCCGCGCUCAUCGUACUUUGUCGUCCUGGCUCCAUCACGCCCCUUCAUCUCGGCCUAAUCAAAGACAGCCGCCCCUCGCGCCCCAUUGUCGCUCGCGCCGCCCUAGGUUGCUCGGACGUUGCUUCGUUCGGCCCUCGCGCGCGCACUGUUCCCUCCAGUCUAGAAGCACACGGCGGUGUCGCGCUCGUCCCCGCUCCGCUAAUAGUGUCGAUCCUCGAAAAUGUCAGACAACAACGGAAAGGGCAACAUUUCCGAGCCGGCCAAGUCGGCCACGACCCAGUCGUUCAUCACCUCGCUCGUGACAAACUUGGUCAUUGCCGGCGUCGAAUUGAUCCUCUUCCUGGCCUUGCGAAGACUGAUUCGAGGAGUGUACGAGCCGCGCACGUACAUUCCCCCGCGCAAGGAGCAGAGCCCUCCCAUUGGCAAGAACCUGCUCGCGCCGUUCUGGAAGAUAUACAAGGCCGAUCCCAAGGACAUUCUCAGGAAGAAUGGUGUCGACCCCUACGUCUUUGUGAGGUUCCUCUGGAUGCUCACAAAGAUCAUGAUCCCCAUCUGGGGUGUUUCGUGGCUCAUCCUCUUCCCCGCCGAUGCCGCGGGCCACACCCAAGGCAAGAGUGGCCUUGACAUGUUCACGUCCGGCAACAUUCUGAAUCUCGACCGCUGGUGGGCUCAUCUUUGGCUCGCAUACCUGUUCAAUGGUUGGAUCAUGUACAACAUCUGGGUCGAGAUGAAGCACUGGCUCCAGGUCAGGCAGGAUUAUCUGGUUUCCAGCAAGCACUCGCGUCUUGCUCAGGCCAGCACUGUGCUUGUCACGGGUAUUCCUCCCCACCUCAUGGACGAGGAGAAGCUCGAGCAGCUGUACUCGUACCUUCCUGGGGGCGUUAAGCGUAUCUGGCUCAAUCGCAAUCUCAAGGACAUGCCCAAGAUUUACGACCGCCGUCUUAAGGCCUGUAAAGUCCUCGAGUCCGCCCAGGUCAGCUUAAUCAAGUCGGCCCAGAAGAGACACAACAAGGCCCAAGAGGAGGUCACAAAGCUUGAGAAGAAGGGCAAGCCCAUUCCCGGCAAGAUCCACCGCGCAGCGACCAUGUACGCGGAUGAAAGCGAAGAGGGCAUCAGAAUCGGAGAGCUUCUUGUUCCUCGUGAGCAGCGCCCGAAGCACCGCAUCAAGCCUAAUUGGGCCCCGUUCGGCCUUGGCUUCCUUGGUAUUGGCCAAAAAGUGCCGUUGACUGACAUUGAACAGGAUGCCAUCGACUGGGCUCGCCAGGAGAUUGUGCAGACCACCCAGCAGCUCACGUACGAGCGCGAGCGACUGGCCCAGGAUAUUGAUACGCCUGGCAACUCGGCCGACGAGACCUACCCUCCCCUGUCCUCAGCAUUCAUUCAUUUCAACCAGCAAAUUGCCGCCCACAUGGCCCAGCAGUGCCUCGCCAACAGCAAGCCCUACACCAUGAACCGACGCUUCAUUGAACAAUCGCCCAAGAAUGUCAUCUGGAGCAACAUGUCUCUGUCCGACUACGAAGUCAACGUCCGCACUGUCAUUUCAUACGCCAUCACUAUCGGCCUCCUCAUUGCCUAUGCCCCAAUGACCGUCUUUGUCGGUUCCCUGUCGAGCGUGGCCACUUUGACUGAGAAGUUCAAGUGGAUGGCCUGGAUCGGCGGUGACGACUUUGGCAAGAAGCUGCUCCAAGGUGUCAUCUGCGGUAUCCUGCCUCCCGUCCUUCUUGCAGUGCUCCUCAUGCUAGUGCCCAUCAUUCUUCGACAGCUCGCCAAGCACCAGGGCAUGGUCAGCAAGACCGAGGUCGAGCUCAGUCUCAUGACAAGGUUCUUCCUCUUCCUCGUCAUUAACAAAUUCAUCAUCCUCACGCUCUCUUCUGGUCUCGUCGCAUCGAUCCAAGACAUUGCCAACAACCCCGCAUCGAUCGCAACGACGCUUUCCAAACAGCUUCCCAUGGCAUCCACUCUUUUCAUCACCAUCCUGCUCACCCAGUUCACCGGCACGUUGGGUACCCUGCUCAUGCCAGUGUCCGUGGCACUCUACUACGUUCGCGUCAUUCUCGGCGGAGGUACCCCGCGUUCGGUCUUCAACUCGCGUUACAAGCUUCCCAGCAUGCAGUGGGGUACCUCGUUCCCCAACAUCACUGUCUAUGGUGUUAUCAUGUUCUCGUACAUGAUGAUUUCACCCGUCAUCAACGGCUUCGGCGCUGCCUUCUUCGCCAUGAGCUUCUUCAUCUACAAGUACCUGUUGCUGUACGUCGACGACCAGUCGACGGCCGAGGACACUGGUGGUCUGUUCUUCCCUAAGGCCAUCACCCACUUGUUUGUCGGCCUCUACAUCCAGGAGGUGUGUCUCACGGCACUCAUGUUCCUGGCGCGCGGCCCACCUCCGGCGCGCAAGGCGGCCGCUGUGCCCCAAGGUGCCAUGAUGGUUGUUCUCAUUGCCAUCACUGUCGCCUGCAACUAUGUCCUCAACGUCGCCUAUGACCCGCUCAAGACGUCGCUCCCGCUCUCGCUCGCUCACAAGUCGUACGGAAUGUCCAACUCGAAGGAGGGUGACACUGAGAGCGUGGACACGGACGACGAUGACCCAAGACUGAGCACCUCGAAGCGCCCACUCAACCCUGUGCCGCCCGGACUUUCCAGCCCCGAGAAGUCUCUCGUCGACUACCCAGCCAGACCGUCUAGGAAUGGAAGCACAACGACGUUUAGCUCAGGAGCCGACAAGUCGGAUGUGUUUGUCGACGCGUCGUCGUUCAACGACGAUGUCAAGUACAAUCCGUACGACCACGAUUGGGAGACCGGCAAGCAGUCUCUCGACGUUCCAAGACCUGCGUUCUCCCAGAAUGGCUCGCGCGGGCCGUCGCGUGCCUCCUCCAAGGCUAGCCUGCCACUGGAGACGGUGCCGAUCCCGCUGAAGGAGAACGGCGACGGCGACGUCGAGCUUGGCAUCAUGGAUUCCAAGGGCGACUAUUACGAUCCUUCCCAGCACGGUGAGGAGGAAGAGGAGGAAAAGGAAGACCCGUACUUUGCGCAGCCCGGUGGGCCUGGUGUUCUCCGUGGCCUGCGUGACGACGGCCAGGACCCUGCAGCAUUCUUCCACCCCGCGUCCAAGGACCCGCAGCCGAUCAUCUGGCUGCCAAAAGACACUCUGGGUCUGACGGUGGUCGAGCUGGAGGAGAACCACGCCAUGGGAAUCCGCAGCACGAGCAAGAACGCCAAGAUGACGGAAGAGGCCAAGAUCCAGGUGUACGGGCCGCAGCCAGACGACCACGAGGACGACAAGGUGCUGUGGGACAUGGCUGUGGCGGUGUAGGUGGGGGUUGGGUAGUGUAGCUGUGGCUGAGGCCAUCUUGUAUAUUCAACAUCAUCACGCGCGUCGACGGACGCACCGCGCGUGCCCGGCGCACCAACGCACCAACACACUGUUUUACGCCGACAUGGCUUAUAUUCUGUCCCUACAUGUCUUGAUCUGUACCGGGAUGUAUCUAUCACGAG